ACCGCUCUGCCGCAACGGCCGCCAUGUUGCCGAAAGCACUUUGAAUGCGAACGGUCGGCGUCCCCUGAAAAUGGACAACGGAGAACUCCGGGAGAACUCCGGCGGGUUCGCUGAGCGACGCGCGCAAGAGUCCGGCGAGAGCAUCGACCUUACCAGCGAACUCGAGCGGAUGGAGCGAAACAUCAAUUAUUACGAGUCGAAGUUGCAAAGCUGCCGCGACAAGUACGAGAGCGUGGAGAUGGAGAUUUGCGACGUCAAGCAGUUGCAGUACAAGGCGCAGUUCCAGUUGGACCACACGCGUCUGGAAGAGCUGAGUAUGCAGGAGCGUUUGCAAAAGAUACGUCUGAAUUACGAAGCGUGCGUGGAGAAGUCGAGCGGUUACGAAGAUCCGGACGAGAGAGUUCACGCGAUGAUCAGCGAAUUGACGACGCAGAGGAACGCGUUGAUGCAGGAACUGAAGCAAUUGAAAAAAAACGCCGAGAAGAACGGCGCAAAACUCGCCCACGUGAGAGCUAUGAUCAAGGAGCAAGAAGAAAAGAACGCGAUUUUGCUCCGAGAAUUGAUGAAAAAGCGCGGGGACGCCGCGCAAGAUACGCAAAAACGAAUAAACGCGCUUCUGGAACAUCUGAAGACGGACGAGAGAGACAAUGCUACUACUAGCGAUACGAUACAGUAGGCUUAUGUAAGUAUAUAGAUUUAUAUAUAAUUAUAAUUAUUUAAUUAUAUAACGAU
Messenger RNA from Dinoponera quadriceps, 732 nucleotides. Its product is annotated as golgin IMH1-like. The transcript has 3 exons. The record is from RefSeq and is a predicted model, not a curated record. NCBI's taxonomy places the organism in Eukaryota, Metazoa, Arthropoda, Insecta, Hymenoptera, Formicidae. The coding region runs from base 71 to 676 and encodes 201 amino acids.